Messenger RNA from Leishmania braziliensis MHOM/BR/75/M2904, 384 nucleotides. RefSeq lists its product as hypothetical. The record is from RefSeq and is a predicted model, not a curated record. Gene Ontology annotation, molecular function: protein tyrosine phosphatase activity. Gene Ontology annotation, cellular component: nucleus; cytoplasm. The transcript has a single exon. Lineage: Eukaryota; Euglenozoa; Kinetoplastea; Trypanosomatida; Trypanosomatidae. The coding region runs from base 1 to 384 and encodes 127 amino acids.
AUGGCGAACUACACAUACAUGAACCCAGACGAGCUGGUGGAGCUGCUCGACAAACCUGAUUCGUUCGCCAAGGUCGCUGUGAUAGACUGUAGGGAUAGCGAUCGAGACUGCGGCUUCAUUGCGAACUCGAUAAGCAUGCCAACGAUCCGCUGCUCGUCGGAGAUGUACGAGGGGCUUGCCAAGGCACUCUUUGACGAGAAGAAAGAGAUCGCCGUCUUUCACUGUGCGCAGUCGCUCAUACGGGGCCCGAAGGGAGCUAACCGCUUCGCUUUGGCACAGAAGAAGCUCGGCUACCCCCUCCCUCUCGUGUACGUGCUGCGUGGCGGGUGGGAGGCGUUCUACAACAUUUAUGGCCAUAUUCGCCCAGACCUCAUGUAUGUGUAA